Alnus glutinosa is the source of this 1048-nucleotide messenger RNA. RefSeq names its product disease resistance protein RPV1-like. The transcript is spliced from 3 exons. The record is from RefSeq and is a predicted model, not a curated record. Gene Ontology annotation, biological process: signal transduction. Lineage: Eukaryota; Viridiplantae; Streptophyta; Magnoliopsida; Fagales; Betulaceae. The coding region runs from base 163 to 744 and encodes 193 amino acids.
AGCAAAUCUCAAACUGUGAUCAUUUUAGUUGUGGCGCCCGUUGUUGCUUUUGUCAGUUUUGUGGUGCUAGCCAUCUCCAUUUACAUCAAUUUAAGAGUGAGGAAGCGAAGGGAGAAACCAAGAAUCCAAUCGAACUCAACAACAAGAAGAACCUCGGCUUCCAUGGUUGCUCCAACCCUUCCAUUAUCUUCUAAAUUUCGUUGGGACGUCUUCUUGAGUUUUAGAGGUGCCGACACCCGCAAGAAUUUCAUUAGUCACCUCUACUCCUCCUUGGAGCGAGUCGGAAUUCGUAUCUUCCGAGAUGAAGAGGAGCUUCCAAGAGGGGAGACCAUCUCUACGGCACUUCUCAAUGCGAUCGAAGAAUCAAGAAUUUUCAUUGUAGUUUUCUCCAAAGACUUUGCUUCUUCCCGCUGGUGCCUUGAUGAACUUGUGGAGAUUGUGGACCGUAGGAAAACCAUAGGCCGCACUCUUCUUCCCAUAUUUUAUCACAUAAAACCCUCAGAUGUUCGAAGACAGACUGGAACUUUCACAGAAGCAUUUGCUAGGCAUGAAGAGCAGUUUCAUAACAAUAUUGAGAGGGUGCAUAAGUGGAAAAAAGCUCUUACUGAAGCUGCAAAUUGUUCUGGCUUGGAUCUCGAAAGCAUUGCAAAUGGGCAUGAAGCAAAAUUCAUAGAGAAGAUUGUUGAAGACGUUUUGCGUAUAUUGAAAGUCUCCGACGACCUGAAUGUUGCCCACAUCCAAUAGGAGCUUAAACUCUCAUGUUGACGAGAAGGAAGUUCUAUUCAACCUUAUAUUAUCUAUAUGGUUGUAUCAAUCUGUGCUGAGACAAAUUGUGUAUUUUUCUUUUUCCCUCACCAAAGGUUAUAUAGAUAUGGUAAUUGUAUGCUUUCAAAAUAUAAACUUUCCUGUUUACAACACUACUACUAUUUGCUGUAAUUUCAUAAUUAAUUUGUCAAUGCCAUUGAAUUCUAGCUCAAUUGGCACCUUAAUUCCCCUUACAAGACCAACAUGAAAGGUGAGGAAAAUUUAAUAAUUGUGUUCAUGAUCG